AUGACCGUCGCCCGCACCAUCAUCAUCUUCACCAUCACAGUAUCCCUGGUCACUUUCAUAGCCUUCUUCGGACGACUGCCCGCUUUCAGAAAUACUCCCAUAGGCUUCCUCAACCGCCUCGUUCUCAUCCACAUCCCCUCAGCGUUCCGAAAACUCGACCUCGCCCUCACCAAUGGCCGCAUCACAAACGGCGGUUCCCGCCUGGGCAACUACCUCAUGCAUGACAAACACCCGCUGGUCGUAAUAUUCUUCCUCGGCCUCGUAACCGCAUGCGCGACGCUAUUCUUGCCUACCGUUUGGCACCUCCUUCGAGCGUACCACAAGCUCCUCGUAUUCAUCCUGCUGCCACAGCCAUACAUCUUUUUGUAUCUAAGCGCGAAACGAAACAGUCAAACAUAUAUCAACACGCUCAAUCAUGCCGAGCAGAUGCGACACUACCCGUAUGACAGAGUGCUAUACUAUCCAGGAACACCAUGCCGGACAUGCAAGUUCUUGAAGCCGGCGCGGAGUAAGCAUUGCAGUAUAUGCAAGACAUGCGUAUCAAGAAUGGAUCAUCAUUGCAUAUGGGUCAACAAUUGUCUGGGGCGAGGAAACUACAAGUGGUUUCUAGCCCUGUUGCUGUCCACUGGCAUACUGAUCGCCUAUGGGGCGUACCUGGCUCACUAUGCCCUUGCACCGUUGGUCAACAAACAUUAUUUGAAGUAUGAAGGAUGGUACAAAUACAAUCCCAAGCAAGGUGUGGAUACGAGAGGUUGGUAUGCGUACUUCGACAAGAAGACUCACUACUUGCUUAUCUAUAUAACCAUUUAUCUCGACAUGGGAGGUGUUCGUGGAUCUGGUGUUGGACUACUCGCUCUUCUCACAUGGCCACUUCCGCUAGGUCUACUCGCAUACCACAUCUACCUGAUUUGGGCCGGCAUGACUACGAAUGAGAGCGGCAAAUGGGCAGACUGGCGAGACGACAUGACGGAUGGUGUUGUGUUCCUAGGUCACAGGCGGGAAGACACCAUGCAAGAGUACCGUUCAGCAACGUCCGCACAUGACCCUAUACAUGCCUCAGCACAUUCUUCUUCUUCAACUUCGCCAUUCCCGACCCCUCCGGAAACCCCACCAGAAGAUGAAGAACCUCCAACAACUUGGCCGAUAGAAAGCAGACACAUACUCAUCCGCACGCGAACCGGCCAACCGCCCAAAACACUUCCAAGUCGCAUCAAGUCAGUAGCCAAAGAAGAUAGCUUUGAACGUGUAUGGAAUCUAGCAGCGGUGGAAAACGUGUACGACUUGGGUUUUUGGGACAACAUCUUAGAAGUACUGUUGAAUUAG
Messenger RNA from Alternaria atra, 1323 nucleotides. RefSeq lists its product as uncharacterized. The transcript has 2 exons. Gene Ontology annotation, molecular function: protein-cysteine S-palmitoyltransferase activity. The coding region runs from base 1 to 1323 and encodes 440 amino acids. The record is from RefSeq and is a predicted model, not a curated record. Lineage: Eukaryota; Fungi; Ascomycota; Dothideomycetes; Pleosporales; Pleosporaceae. Gene Ontology annotation, cellular component: Golgi apparatus; endoplasmic reticulum. Gene Ontology annotation, biological process: protein targeting to membrane; peptidyl-L-cysteine S-palmitoylation.